UAUUACUACUGUCAAGGGGUAACUGACAGAGGAGUAAUCAAUGAGUCAUGUUGAUAACAGCAUGAAAUGAAGCCAAUGAAACAUCAUCAUCAUCCUAUGUCCUAGGAUUAGGAACUAGGAAGAAAGAAGAUUACACAUUUCAUCCAUGACUUCUCUUUCACUGUACUACCACCACCACUGUAUUUUGUUGGUGUAAUGUCUGUCUAAUGUCUAAACUACAACUCAUCACCUACCACUGAUAACUCCUUCCCUUCUCUCUCUCCACCACCGGUGCCUUCACACAUAAAAAACCACAAUUUUCCAUGUUCAUCAUCUUCUACGCUUUACCACAACCAACAACAAAACCCUUUUCUUCUUCUUGUCAUUUCUGGCUCUGGGGGGCACACGGAAAGCUCCACCUCAGCUUAGAUUCACUCUCACAUUUACCUCUUUUGGAAGGAAAUCUACUCUUUUUAGCCAUUUAAUUUGACCUUUUGGCUGUUGGGUGUCUUCUAAAUGUGUUGCUUUUGACAUUGGUUUUUGGGUUUUGUUUAGUCUUGAGAUCUGGAGUUUUGAGGAGUUGGUAUGGUGAGGGGGUUUCAAAGAUCUAAAUUUUGAAGGUUUCUCCUGUGAAGUUCAUUAUACAGAGGGUUUGGAUAUCUGAAAAGACAAGAUGGCCAGUGAUCUAAAUGCGGAACUAUCCAAGAAAACUGCCAUUUUGGGUCUCAAGGUCUGGGAAGUGAUUGGAAUUUGUGUUGCCUUGUUUAUCGUUAUCAUCCUCUCUGUACUGUCCUUCUGUUUAACUUCACGGAAGAAAUCUAGAAGAGAUAGAAACCAUCUUCCACCAAGUCAAAUCCCAACUGUUUCGAAGGAAAUUACGGAAGUUCGGGUGGAACAAGUAUCAACAAAUGAGUUUGUACCUCGUGAUGGGAUUCUCCUGACAAUUCAUGACAAGUCCAGUGAUAAAGAAUCGGAUAAGGUCUUGGUUCAUCUGGGUAUGGGGAAAGUGAAGAAUGGAGACAAUAUGAGUCGGUCAGGUUCUUUUCAUCAUUUAGAGAAAGACUGUGGAUCACAAUCAGGUGAAGAAGGGAGUUCUGGAAAAGUAACUGUAUACAAACCUUCUUCUUCAUACCCCAUCACUGCUCCUUCUCCAUUGAGUGGCCUGCCUGAGUUUUCUCACUUGGGUUGGGGUCACUGGUUUACACUGAGGGAUCUUGAACUUGCAACAAACCGGUUUUCAAAGGAGAAUGUCCUUGGUGAGGGUGGAUAUGGAGUUGUUUAUCAGGGACAUUUGAUUAAUGGCACUCCAGUGGCAGUAAAAAAGAUCCUGAACAACUUGGGCCAAGCGGAAAAGGAGUUUAGGGUGGAAGUUGACGCCAUUGGCCAUGUCCGACACAAGAAUUUGGUUCGUCUUCUGGGAUAUUGCAUAGAAGGGACACACAGGAUAUUGGUGUAUGAGUACGUCAACAACGGAAACUUGGAACAGUGGCUUCAUGGAGCUAUGCGUCAGCAUGGGUAUCUUACUUGGGAGGCCCGCAUGAAGGUUCUACUUGGCACGGCUAAGGCUCUUGCCUAUUUGCACGAGGCCAUUGAGCCAAAAGUGGUGCAUCGAGACAUCAAGUCGAGUAAUAUAUUAAUUGAUGACGACUUUAAUGCCAAGGUUUCUGAUUUUGGCUUGGCCAAGUUGCUUGGAGCUGGAAAAAGCCAUGUGACGACUCGAGUUAUGGGAACCUUUGGAUAUGUGGCUCCUGAAUAUGCAAAUACUGGACUUUUGAAUGAAAAGAGUGAUGUUUAUAGCUUUGGGGUUGUGCUCUUAGAAGCAAUCACUGGCAGAGAUCCUGUAGACUAUGGCCGCCCUACUCAUGAGGUAAAUCUUGUAGAUUGGUUGAAAAUGAUGGUCGGAAACAGACGGUCUGAAGAAGUAGUAGAUCCAAACAUUGAGGUGAGGCCAUCAACAAGAGCUCUAAAACGUGCCCUCUUGACCGCUCUGAGGUGUGUUGAUCCAGAUUCUGAAAAAAGACCUAAGAUGAGCCAAGUUGUUCGAAUGCUCGAGUCUGAGGAAUAUCCUAUUCCAAGAGAGGAUCGGAGGCAUAGAAGAACUCAGGGAGGCAUGGAAAUUGAAUCUCAAAAGGAGAAUUCUGACACGGAUCGCAGCGACUAUCCAGGCUCAAGAACUGAAAGCCGGCCAACUUGACAAACGUGAGAUUCAUUUAGGGAAUCCAAUACUGUUGAUAUCUAGGACACUGAACAGUGGGACAAGUGAUUUUUCCUUCUAUCCUCGCCUUUUUUUUUUUUUUUUCAUUUUGUUGUAGGGGGAGAGGUGAUUUGUUUCUGUUUUUUUAUUGACUUGGUAUUGUGAAGAACGUAUGUUACUGGGGCCUAGGGGUGUGUACAGAACUGGGUAAGCUAUUCAAAUAUUGUUUGAUGAAA
Molecule: messenger RNA, 2409 nt
Organism: Populus trichocarpa (black cottonwood)
Lineage: Eukaryota; Viridiplantae; Streptophyta; Magnoliopsida; Malpighiales; Salicaceae
Product: probable receptor-like protein kinase At5g18500
Exons: 8
Coding region: 653-2173 (506 amino acids)
Biological process (GO): protein phosphorylation
Molecular function (GO): protein kinase activity; ATP binding
Source: RefSeq, a predicted model, not a curated record